Messenger RNA from Thlaspi arvense, 1753 nucleotides. The record is from the annotation of a GenBank genome assembly. Lineage: Eukaryota; Viridiplantae; Streptophyta; Magnoliopsida; Brassicales; Brassicaceae.
UCUAUUUGAUAUCUCUGUAAUCCGACUUUUUAAUUCCCCCAAUCAAAAUUUAAAUAAUAAUAAUAUAUUAUUUGCGUGUACUCUUUGACCUUUCUCUCAAUUCGACAUGGAUCGUCAAAUAAAGAAACACCACACGACAUUCACAACAACGACGAUGAAGAAGAACAACAACAGUUCCAUCGAGAAACCGCCAUGGAAGAAGAAACCGACGACUCUCUUGCUUCUCCUCUCUCUCCUCACAAUCUCUCUGCUUCUCCUUCGUCUUUCCCAAAACAAAAUCAUCCUCAUCACCACUUCCUCACAAUCCGAUCAUCACCUCCGUCAAAACUCCGCCGGAUUCGGAGACGAUUCAUGUCUCGGCCGCUAUGUAUAUAUCCACAACCUACCUUCUCGAUUCAACAUCGACAUCCUCGACGAUUGCGAGUCGAUUUCGAGACCAAAGGACAAAAUCAGUAUGUGUAAGUACGUUGAGAACUUCGGAUUCGGACCUCUGAUCGGUGAAUUUUCCGGUGACGGAGUUUCUCAGUAUUCCCCGAGCUGGUACGCGACUAAUCAGUUCAUGCUUGAAGUGAUUUUCCACGAGAAAAUGAAGAGAUACGAGUGCUUGACGAGAAAUUCGAGUCUGGCUUCGGCUAUUUACGUACCUUAUUAUGCUGGUCUCGAUUUCCGGCGACAUCUACGGCGGCGUAACGUGGCAGUGAGAGACGCCGCCGGCAAGGAACUGUUUAAAUGGCUCAAAAAGCAACCCCAGUGGAAAGGUAUGUCAGGUAAAGACCAUUUCCUCGUAACCGGUCGGAUUUCACGAGAUUUCCGGCGAAACUCCGACCACAAAUCCGGAUGGGGAACCAAUUUGAUGCUAUUACCAGAGUCGCAAAGCCUCUCUUUCCUCACCAUUGAACGUAGUCCAACGAGCCCCAACGAGUUUGCAAUUCCUUAUCCAACCUACUUCCACCCGACUUCAGCCGUCGAGAUCAUCCAGUGGCAAGACAAGAUCAAGCUCACAAACCGGACGGUCCUCUUCUCCUUCGCCGGAGCUCAAAGACCAAGCAGAAACCAGAACGGUUUGGUUCGCACUCAAGUUAUCCAGCAAUGCAAGAGUUCUUCUAAGACGUGUAGGUUUCUUGACUGCGAUGUUAAAGCCAACGGCUGCGAUGAUCCGAUCAGUCUGAUGAAGCUCUUCGAGAGCUCGGUUUUCUGUUUACAACCGCCGGGUGAUUCGUUAACCAGAAGAUCGGUAUUUGAUUCGAUCUUGGCUGGUUGUAUUCCGGUUUUCUUCAACCAGGAAAGCGCAUACAAGCAAUAUGUAUGGCACAUACCCAAGAACGAGAGCGAGUAUUCGGUUUAUAUACCGGUUAAAGAGCUGAGAACCGGGGGAAAGAACAAAAUUGAAAAGAUUUUGCGUGGAAUACCAAAUGCGAAAGUGGUUGGCAUGAGAGAAAACGUAAUAAGAUUGGUUCCGAAGAUUGUGUACACUAAACCAAACCGACACAAACCGGAUGGAGAGACUCUUGAAGAUGCUUUUGAUGUUGCUGUGAAUGGAGUGGUAAAGAUAAUUGAAGGAACAAGGAGAGAAAUUCAAGACUGAGGAAAUGUUUUUGUAUAAAUAAUUAGACCCCAAAUUUUUUAAUGAUUCCUACAUUUAUUUUCGUAUUUAGAUAUUCACCUGUCUUGUAGAAUGUUUCCCAAUUCUUUCACAUAAACUAAAAAUAGGCAUUAUAUAUCUCUACUGAAGUACUGAGUAACUUAUUUGUUU